AUGGAGAACGUGAAAUUGGAGCCCUCAGAGACGAAGCAUGAGGCAGAUGCACCUCAAGAAAGUGGCGCAGCCAAUCAGUUGAAGAAACUUAAAUCACCAGGCGCUGCCGACGCGAAAGACAAAAGUGCUGGCUGCAAGAAGCAUAGUAAAAGGUCUCGGAAGCUUCAAUCACGGCCGAAGGUAAAGAAGGAGCGCAAGAAAGCGGAGCAGUCGAGCGAAAGUGACAGUAGCGAUGACUCAUCCUCCUCUUCUUCUUCGUCUUCAGAGGAGUCAGACGGCACUGACGAUACCGACUCCAGUAGUGAGUCGAGCGACUCAGACAAGCGAAGCAAAAGGCGGAAAAAGGCCAGAGCGAGGGCGAAGAAGCAGAAGGAUGCGAAGCGAAGUCGAUCCAAGAGGCACAUUAUAGAUUCAUCCACAAGUGACUCUUCUGACUCAGCAGAUGACGACGACGAAUCUUCAGCGAGUGAAAAGACUACCAAAAGGUCUCUGAAGGCGAAAGCCAAGGCGAAAGCAAAAGCCAAGAAGGCAGCGAAGCAGAAGGCCGAGGAUGAAGUGGAGCCGGAUCAGGUCGCUGGGAAUGACCCUAACGAGGCUAGACUCCAAGCGGUGGAGGCACAGCUGGCACGAUUGGGUCUCUCGGCUGGCGAAUUAGGGACCCCAGCAGCUAAGCGACGAGCACGAAGAGCUUAUCGUGCAGGAUUCGCCAGUCAGGCAAAUGAUUUGGAUGAGACGAGAACUCGUAGCAAGGCGCGGAGCAGCAAAUCAAAAAAGAACAAGCGAGCCUCAAAGAUAGCUUUCAAGCGGGUGGAUCAACUCUGGGAUUCGUCAAUCCACAACUACAAGUUGAGCGAAACUGUGGACGAUCCAGAUGCCGACGAAUGGAACCAAUACAUCUUCACAGUGCGACGGCAAUUCGAUUGGGAGCACAAAUACGAGUCCACCUUCGUGGAUAUAAGAAGUAAGCCAUUGAAAGAAGCCAUUCAGCACGUAAUGCAGGACGUGAAAGGUCUAAGUCUGGUGCAAGACACCCCAUCACUGGAUCCUAACAUGCUCUUCCUGUACCUCGAAGAGCUACGAGCCUACCUGCGCGAGCUGAAGACGUCUGGCAAGAAAGAGAAGAAGAAAAAGGCGCGAAAAGCUGCCACCACGAAAGCACAGCACCUGAAAGUGCUUGUUAAGUAUCUGGACAAAGACUUCGCAGAGACCAAGAAAACUUUGUAUCCACUGCUGGAGAACGCCAUGAUCACAUUCGAUCUUUUAUGGGCAUUGUUCAAGCCAAACGACAUUGUUUACACUUCAACUUACAACGAUAACGAGCAACCUCGCGCCUUCAAAAUCGAGUAUGCAACCAAAGAAUCGAGCUUCAUGAAUGGGACGUGGUAUUCUGUUGAAGGCCGCUACCUAGAGUACGAUGGUAAGGCAUUUGGCAUGGGCUCAAUGCAUGCCGAGGUUUCCGCGUUUAAAGGAUCCCGGAAGAUCUCCUCGCUCAGUUGUUAUCCAAUCAAGUACCACAAGAAUGUAGAGGAGUUGAAGACAAAGCUCAUCGAACGAGGUAAGAAAUUUGUCGCUUUGAAAGGCAUGAAUUAUCGCUUCCACAAAGGGAUGGCAUACCUGAAGAAGAAGCGGGCAGUGCUGAAGAUCAAUAUCAAUGGUCGGGUCAUGGUGGACCCUGCGAUACACAGACGCAUCAAUCCUAACUAUCAGGUCAGCACUGUCAGGCCCAAGGAAGAAGAUGAUUAUUUCGAAAUGACAGACGAAAGUGGCGAUGAUAGUUGUGACUGUUGCGGCGGUGGUUCGAACAGCUCAGAGAUUGGAGAGCAAGAUAAACGCACCCCUUCGUCGGAUGAGUCGAAGCCAAAGAAGAAAUUCAAGGUCAUUGAAGAUGAGAACGGUGACCACCACGUAGUUGAAAUCAAGUCAGACGAUGAAGAGGAAGAGAUCAUGCCAAAGGAGAAGCUCGACAGCCUCGCACAACGAUCCAAAGAAGAUUCCUUUACAGAUGACGAGCUUCUAAUAGCAAGUCCGGUUGUCCUUGGAUUCGCCUUCAGUGAGAAACUUUGGCUCGAAUUCACUGUUUCUGGCAUCAGAGAUGUCGAAUGGAACAAGGGCGCCUACGAUUCGCUGGUUCUCCCUGAAAACCACAAGUCUAUCGUAAAGUCGCUUGUAACCUCACACAAAUUCAGCGCGGCCAAGAACAUUGACGACGUGAUCAGUGGCAAGGGUAAGGGUCUUGUUGCAGUCUUACACGGACCUCCAGGCACUGGAAAGACUCUGACCGCUGAGGGCAUUGCUGAAUUGCUGAAAUGUCCUCUGUAUAUGGUCAGCGCUGGAGAGUUGGGCACCGAUCCCCGCGUCCUCGAACGGAAUUUGACUGACAUCCUUGAUAUCGCUCAUGCCUGGGGAGCUGUACUUCUUCUGGAUGAAGCAGAUGUCUUUCUGGAGAAAAGAUCGAUCCACGACAUCCACCGCAACGCAUUGGUUAGCAUCUUCCUCCGACUGCUGGAGUACUUCCAGGGCAUCCUCUUCCUGACCACCAACCGGGUCGAGACCUUCGAUGACGCCUUCCAAUCCCGGAUCCACGUCGCGCUCAGAUACGGCGAGCUGACCACCAAAGCCAAAAAGAGCGUCUGGCAGAUGUUCGUCGACAAAGUCCGCAACGUCGAGGGUGUCGAGGUUGCAGAGUUCAACGAAGCCGACUUCGACGCACUGGCCAAGCACAACCUGAAUGGACGACAGAUCAAGAACUCAACCCGUGCGGCACAGGCGCUCGCCCUCAGCGAAGCUAAGCCAUUUUCCAUGUCACAUCUCACGCGCGUGCUGCAGGUCGCGCAGUCGUUUGAGCAGGAUCUGAAGGGUGGCACGGGGUAUGAGGAUGCCAUGAGAAGUUAUACGUAG
Endocarpon pusillum Z07020 is the source of this 2898-nucleotide messenger RNA. RefSeq lists its product as uncharacterized. The coding region runs from base 1 to 2898 and encodes 965 amino acids. The record is from RefSeq and is a predicted model, not a curated record. Gene Ontology annotation, molecular function: ATP binding; ATP hydrolysis activity. Lineage: Eukaryota; Fungi; Ascomycota; Eurotiomycetes; Verrucariales; Verrucariaceae. The transcript has 3 exons.